Molecule: messenger RNA, 789 nt
Organism: Lodderomyces orthopsilosis Co 90-125
Lineage: Eukaryota; Fungi; Ascomycota; Pichiomycetes; Serinales; Debaryomycetaceae
Product: Elongator subunit
Exons: 1
Coding region: 1-789 (262 amino acids)
Biological process (GO): tRNA wobble uridine modification
Cellular component (GO): elongator holoenzyme complex
Source: RefSeq, a predicted model, not a curated record
AUGUCUGUUCCGAGCCAAGAUUUGGUAUUUUUUAAGAACCACACAUUGAUAUCAGACACGAUACUAUCAUCUAAAAAGUCGUAUCUAUCCACCAUCACACAUACACAAGGUACCAAUCCCAGCUGGUUGAUUAAUUCACUUAUUGAAAAUGCGAUUUUUGGAACGGCAUCUUUGGUCAAUCAAGAAUUGAAGAAACGAGCAAAAUUGGGUAAAGUUGUGUUGUUCAGCUUUUUUCACCCAGAAAGCCAUUACACCAAGGGCAUCCGUAAAAAUGGUGUCACAUUAACCGAGUCUUAUUUCAAGUUUGUUGAUUGCUUUUCACACCUCUUUACAGAGAGGAUAAAAGACACUGAAAAUGCAUCAAAUGAUGUACAUGAGCUAUUCAAUGUUGAGAUAGAUGAAGGGUCGGUGGUCAUUGUUGAAGCGCCUGAGGUCCUACUUUUCUCAACAAACAUUUCCAGUAAUGAAUUAUUGUUCACAUUGCUCAAAUUAAACAAAAAAGCCAGUCAGUUAUUUGUAAUAGUUUCCAAAGACCAGCAACUUGUUGACUACAGCGCUAAUGACGUGUACAACCCGGCUUUCAAGCUUACCGACUUCAUCACAAAGUUGCUCUUUAGAUCUCAUUUGAACAUCACCCUAGAGCCAUUGGCGACAGGAAGGGCCAAAGAUAUUACCGGGAGUAUAUUAGUCUCCAAAGGAGCUUUACCUUAUGAUGAUCUAAUAGUAGAAGAAAAGAGCUAUGUCUACCAUAUCACAAAAGAUGCCAAUGUCAAGAUUUUCUACCGCUAG